CAUGACGUCAUCGAUCAUGGACGUAAAUUUGAGCACUUCUGUGGCUGCAGCGCAGCGAGCCCCUCCCCCUUUCAGUCACGUGAAAACUUCUGCAAAGCUAGAAGAGCUAGCUAGCUACAGAGAUGGACUACAAAUGGAAGCCACGGUCGCGGAAUUAUGAGCUUGAGAGGAGGCGCUUGGCAGUGGAACUGGAAGACUCCACCACUGACCACCCUCUCCAGACAGUCAUUGCUACGCUAGUUGAGACAAAGACGUCCAAAUCCUCUAAAGAGACGAAAAAACCUGAGACGAUCAUUGACCCCCUAGCAGGGGGCGUGGUAGAUGACCCUCUCUCCGUGACCUCUGACCCCCUCUCCUUGGUGCUACUGGACCCACUUUCUCGAGCAGCUGCAGAGAAAACAAGCGCAAAGAAGGAAGUAAAGGCUGUUAUGGAAACUGAUGUGACCUUUGAACCUUGGAGCUCCAAGCGUACGACUAUCCUAGGAUCCUAUACCACCUCGGAUCGAAUCCCUAUUACCACGAGCUUUCUAUCGAGCGACGAGAGAGCAAAAUUGGAGACGAGAGCUCAGGCUGCUAGUGGUGACAAGGUUAAGGCUCGUCUAGAGCAGCUGGACGAUAUGGAGGAUGGUUCUGUCAAGGAGACUCUCAAUCUGAGCCAGAAUGAAUAUGUCAAGAAGAUAGACAACCUCAACAAGACUCUCGACAAUGCAUGGGACAAGGAUCAGAGAGUCAAGGCUCUCAAGAUAGCCAUCCAGUGCUCCAAGCUGCUAGUGGACACCUCAGUGAUACAGUUCUACCCCAGCAAGUUCGUACUCAUCACUGACAUACUGGACAACUUUGGGUUCCUGGUUUAUGAUCGUAUCCGCAGAAAGUCCAUGAUCACGCCCUCUGGUGCACUCAAGCCCGUCAUGUUGCCAGAGGACUUCACGUCUGAUCAGGUACCGGAAUCGGGCAAAGAGACGUGUCGGAACUGGUUCUUCAAGAUUGCCUCCAUCCGAGAGCUCAUUCCACGAUUCUACGUGGAGGCGGCCAUCUUGAAGUGCUACAGCUACCUCACUGACCAGGAGUAUACCCAGGCCCUCAUUCGACUCACCAACAUGAUACGUGGCAUUGGGGACCCUCUAGUGGCGUGUUAUGCUCGAGCCUACCUCUGUAGGGUUGGCAUGUCCUUGGCUCCGGAGAUCAAGACACACCUCCUGCCUAACUUCACUGACUACCUAGCUACUCUCUCUCAGAUGAAUAGUGACAAGGUUCAGGACAUCCUGGCCAUACAAAGCCUUGACCUACCGCGGUAUCACCUCCUCUUUGUGCCAGGUGUGGAGUGGAUACUACAGUGUAUUGCUCACAAAGCCUCUGAUAGUAUUCUACAGAAGGCCCUGGAGAGCAUCAAAGAUGGUGCCGUCAUCUCCCUCGUGGUGAACGCAGUGCUCAACAACUUCAGACCAGAGUACAUCUCCUCUCGUGCUCUCAUGUUUGCUGACAUGAUACGAGACUGUGAGGAGAUAGGCAUGCCAAAGUACAAGCUGUACGUGUCCCUGGGUCACUGUGUGGUGAGUGCUGAUCCGCCCCAGGACGACAAGAAGACCCUCCUCAAUAAUGUCUGGAAAAUUGUGUCCAAAAUCACGAACCCUGCCGAGUACAUUGCUUGCACUCAAAUCUGGAUAGAGUUUGUGGCUAAGACCUUCACGAAACGUGAGGUCAACUUCUUGUUGGAUGAUGUCAUCAAACACAUGACCCCAGAGAGAGCGUUUGAGCGCCACUAUCCAGAACUGGUUUCUGUAGUUAACAGAGUUGUGGGUCAUAUGAAAGACUUCGCUGUUCUGUUCGCUAUGGACAAGUUUCUGCCGUUCAUCGAUCUCUUCCAGAAGGAGAGUGUGAAAGUGGAGGUGUGCAAAACUGUCAUCAACGCCUUUGUAGUGAACCAGAGUGGGAACAUCAGUGAUCCUAUGGUCAUGAACGCAGUCAUGUACCUCUGCAAGACACUCCAUGACUCACUCAAUGCUCUAAGCCUGGCUGACGAGCGGAAGCAGUCCAGUCAGCUCAUCUGUGGCUUCAUCGAGAAGAUCUCAUUUGGGCAAGAUUUUGAGCAGCAGUUGAGCUUCUUUGUGGAGACCAGAGCCACUUUCUGUAACCUUGACUACGUUCUCAUCUACCUCAUCCACAGGGUGAACUUCCUUGCCAUGGAGACCCGACGCCUGGUGAAGGGCAACCACACUCGCAAGACAGCUGCGUUUGUGAGAGCAUGUGCAGCGUACACAUUCAUCACUAUCCCGUCUCUGGAGGAUGUGCUACAGAAACUCAGUCUUUACCUCCUCUGUGGACGCGUUGCCGUUGCCAACGGAGCGCUAUCACAGGGAGACUCAUUUUUCAAGUCUGCCAUUGGCUCUCUGAAAGAAGUGCCUCAGAUAAUGGAGCUGGACCACAAGAGACAGUCCACUGAGCCUAUCAUCACCUCCUAUCUCAGCAACUUUGUCGCCACUCUCCUCGUCAUCCCGGACAAUCCUGACAAUGAAGUGCUGUAUCUGAUCAGACGAUUUCUCAACGGUAUACAAGAGUAUCCAUGGAGCGAAAAAUCUGACUUCAAGAUGAAGGUGUACAUGAACACUACCUCUCUCCUCUCGGCUGCUUGUCAGGACCGCUACCUCUAUACCGUCGUCAAGGUGGACUCCAAUGACAACCUGUACGCUGGAGACCCCAAGUUUGUGGGUGAAGUGUCUCUGCUCAUCAACACUGUCCUCUCACUUCUCCUGGAGCACAUGAAGACACUCUCUGCCUCAGAGGAGUAUCGAAAGCGUUUGGCUUUGCUCUCCCUGGGGCUAUUUGCUCGUCUGGUUGUCCACGCCGACCUCUCUGAUGGCUCAGGGAUUCUGCCCCUCCUCGUUAACCUUUGGACCCAGGCUCAGCGGCACAAGAUCCUAGACAAGAAGCUAUUGGAGGGCAUUCACAGAUCGGUCAGCUGUCGCAGUGAUCAGCAGUUCAAGAACUUAGUCCCUCAACUCACUGCAGUCUAGAUAGUGUCUAGAUGAUGUUUGUACUGUCUUUGUUGAGGACAAAACAGUUUGUGUUUAGUAUAUUAUUGUGUUCUAUUUGUUCACUUUUGAUGAUAUAAAUUGUCUAAAUUUACAGUUA
Messenger RNA from Halichondria panicea, 3129 nucleotides. RefSeq names its product VPS35 endosomal protein-sorting factor-like. Gene Ontology annotation, cellular component: endosome. The transcript is spliced from 28 exons. Gene Ontology annotation, biological process: endocytic recycling. The record is from RefSeq and is a predicted model, not a curated record. The coding region runs from base 123 to 3011 and encodes 962 amino acids. Lineage: Eukaryota; Metazoa; Porifera; Demospongiae; Suberitida; Halichondriidae.